ACAAGUAAGAACGUUUCAAAACUUAAAAAAGUGAACUGUGUGCCAAAUAAAAUCAGCAAAUAGUUAAAAUCUCAAGCCGCGCAAGUGCUGCCUGCAAAUUUCGAAAACAGCUGUUUGCAAAUUUCUAAAUCAGAGAACUGCAGCAUGAUCGGCGAUAGACCUGCUAUAUUUCGUGCCGACUAUAACGAGGAGCACGAUAUGCUUGUGGAUGAGGCAGAGGAGCAUGAGGGAUAUAUGUCGGAUAGCAGCGAUUUGACCAAUUGGACUUCGAGCACUUCGAGCUCCGUUGACGAGGUGCAGCUUGUGUUAGAAGCAAGCGAAGAAGCUACCUAUGAACCGAUGCUGGAGCAGUCCUAUAUGCUGGCGGACAAUUUGCUGGAGACAGAGCGCAUACCCGACUCCCCAGAGUCGCCUGCUGAGUCUGAAGAAGAAGCAGCAGCAGCAGCAGCCGCCGCCGCUUACGAUGAGUUUGAUUCCGAUGUUGAUGUGGGCGAUACUGAGGCUACGUUUGCACCACAGCCAGAUAUCUAUGGCAUUAACGAACAUUUUAUACCCGAUAAUGUUGAAAUAUUCGCUGGCGUCAUUGGCUCGUAUCGCCCCAUGCCGCCCUCCGAGCGCCUGCGCAACGAAAUGCGCCAAUAUUUGCUCAACUUGCCGCUGGAUUUUGUUGUGGAUGCGCGCGAUCUGCUCGCCUAUUUGAUCUCACUGCUGACCUAUGUGAUGCCACCGCCAAUGCGAGAGUUGUCCAAAAUGUUGCGCGUUCUGGCCAUGGUCAAUGAAUUUCUCAUUGAUGUAUAUAGCGCCGCCGACUGAACAACAAAAGCUGUGCUGCUCAACAAUUUUUUUUCAACA
This is a messenger RNA of Drosophila busckii, 852 nucleotides long. RefSeq lists its product as uncharacterized. Lineage: Eukaryota; Metazoa; Arthropoda; Insecta; Diptera; Drosophilidae. The coding region runs from base 145 to 813 and encodes 222 amino acids. The record is from RefSeq and is a predicted model, not a curated record. The transcript is spliced from 2 exons.